UCAUCCCGGUCCUCCUUGUCGUCCCUGGCAGACGAACGAGAGUGGAACCGCUCCACGCCAGCAGCCAGUCAGUCAGCCCUGCUCAUCCGCUCUCACUCGCAAGGUUGGGCACGCUGCUUUGAGCUGCACCCCGACUGGCCCUCUCCGAGGCUCUCAGCACCAGAUGAGGUCUUGGUGAGAAAUCUUACCAUGGGUCUCAACCCGGUAGACUGGAAGAGCCUGGCUUACAGAUUCGGCAUUGAGCGCUUCCCCUGGGUCUUGGGAAGGGAUGUGUGUGGUGUGGUAGAGAGUGUGGGAGAGGCUGUGGAGAAUGUGAAAGUCGGCGAUAGAGUCUGGACCUGCUCCGACUCUCGCGAUAUCCGUGCUGGAGCAUACCAAGCCAAAUCAGUACACAAGGCCUUCACACUUGGCAAAAUUCCCGAUCGAAUCUCGGAUGACGAUGCAGCUACCAUUGGCACUGGGCUGGUCACCGCGGCUGUUGCACUUUACUGGUUCUUUGGCAUUGAACGGGCACGGGAAACAGGUGCGCAUGUCUCUCCUACGCUUGCGCCCAGUCGUCAUACCCGCUGGCUGCUCAUCUUCGGUGGUGGCGCAGUCACCGGGCUGUACGCUCUACAGCUAGCCCACCUCUCUGCAAGCAACGUCAAAGUCCUCUGCGUCGCCUCUCCCUCUAAUUUUGCCUACCUACAGUCUUUGGGUGCGGAUGCUUGCAUCGACAGGUUCCUCUCCUCUGAGGCCAUCCUACAUAGUGUGAGGGACAUUACAGGUCAAGAAGGAGUGGUGGAUUGGGCAUUGGACUGUGUGGGGAGCUCAACGGCUGCGCUUUGUCAGGAGAUACUCAGCACCUCUCGCCGAGCACUAGGAGAGGGAGAAGGUCAAGAAGAAGCAGGCCAGCUCAUCUGUCUCGCCGGGAACCCAAAGCGACCUCGCGAAGAGGAAGAGGUCGAGAAGUCGAGGGCUGCUGAACCUGCUGCACCACGAGCCAUUACCAUUCACCGCAUCUCCUUCUCCACGACAUACUACUCCUCGCAACCCUUUACCUCCCAGCUCCUGCAAGACGUGCACGACCUCCUCGCCUGUGGCUCUCUGAGAACAGUCCAGCCUUUGAUCAUUCAGGAUGGACUUGCAGGAGUGAGAAAGGGAUUGGAGAUGCUGCGUGAUGGAGAGUGUCCGAGGACGAGGAAGCUGGUGGUGAGGAUGGAGGAGACGCCAAAGGAUCUAGAGGUGACGGUUUUGGGGCAGAAGGAGGAGUUGGGAUGGAAUGGUUGUGUGUAA
Molecule: messenger RNA, 1275 nt
Organism: Microstroma glucosiphilum
Lineage: Eukaryota; Fungi; Basidiomycota; Exobasidiomycetes; Microstromatales; Microstromataceae
Product: GroES-like protein
Exons: 3
Molecular function (GO): oxidoreductase activity, acting on NAD(P)H
Source: RefSeq, a predicted model, not a curated record